AGAGAGGAUUGCACUUUUGUAUUUAAAUGUUGUUAUUUUUUUUGUAUUUUUUAUUAAUAUCUGAUGUGGGAAAUGUAUCGCUCCACGACAACACGUUCGUAGAUCUGGCACCGGCCUCCCAUGUCGCUGGUCUGACAGACGCCGACUCCUCGGCGAGGGUCAGAAAAUGAACGCCUCCUGUGAUCCUGCAGUCGUGGCGUAUCAGCAGAGCUCCGGGUGCGACCUUGACGGCAGCUGUGACUGGCUGUCUCCUCCCCGCUGUAACUGGACGGUGGCGGACGGCGGAGCGCCGCGGCUGCCCACCUUUUCCACGGCGGCCAAAGUUCGAGUGAUCUUCACCUUCAUCCUGUGUGGCGUUUCCACUUUUUGCAACUUGACUGUGCUGUGGGCGGCCAACGACCACAAGCGCAAAUCCCACGUCCGCGUGCUCAUAAUCAACCUGACUGCGGCCGAUCUCUUGGUCACCUUCAUCGUGAUGCCCGUGGACGCCGUGUGGAACAUCACCGUCCAGUGGCUGGCCGGAGACCUGGCUUGCCGGUUCCUGAUGUUCCUCAAGCUGCAGGCCAUGUACUCCUGUGCCUUUGUCACCGUGGUGAUCAGUCUGGACAGACAGUCAGCCAUCCUCAAUCCUCUGGCCAUCAGCAUGGCGCCGAGAAGGAACCGGGUCAUGCUGGCGGUGGCGUGGACCAUGAGCGCCUUGUUCUCAAUCCCUCAGAUGUUCAUUUUCCAUAAUGUGACCAUCACAUACCCAGCCAACUUUACUCAGUGCACCACGAGGGGCAGCUUCGUCACUCACUGGCAGGAAACGGCGUACAACAUGUUCACCUUCUCCUGCCUCUUCCUGCUGCCGCUGGUCAUAAUGAUCAUCUGCUACACCAGGAUCUUCAUCCAGAUCUCCAAACGGAUGACAACAAGGAACUUGUCCUCCGACGAGCCGCAUCUCCGUUGCUCCAAGAACAACAUCCCCAAAGCCAGGAUGAGAACUCUGAAAAUGAGCAUCGUUAUAGUGAUCUGCUUCAUAGUCUGCUGGACUCCGUACUACCUGUUGGGUUUGUGGUACUGGUUCUUUCCGGACGACCUGGAGGGGAAAGUCUCCCACUCCCUCACCCACAUCCUGUUCAUCUUCGGGCUUUUCAACGCCUGCCUGGACCCCAUCAUCUACGGCCUGUUCACCAUACGCUUUCGCAAGGGGCUGAGGAGCUCCUACCGCAAAUCCGCGGCGAUGUCCGACCGGGAGAUGAAAUGCACGGCCGCUGCUUUGUCCUCCAAAAGAGGGAUGAGGACCGUUGAAAAGGACAGCAGCAACGGACGGGCUGAGUCCAAAUCCUCUGACGGCAGGUCUCCGUCCAGUCGAGGGGGAGGAGGACAACCGUGUCAUUUCAGUGCUGAGAGCACAAUAUGA
Molecule: messenger RNA, 1402 nt
Organism: Cyclopterus lumpus (lumpfish)
Lineage: Eukaryota; Metazoa; Chordata; Actinopteri; Perciformes; Cyclopteridae
Product: putative gonadotropin-releasing hormone II receptor
Exons: 4
Coding region: 167-1402 (411 amino acids)
Biological process (GO): G protein-coupled receptor signaling pathway
Cellular component (GO): membrane
Molecular function (GO): peptide binding; gonadotropin-releasing hormone receptor activity
Source: RefSeq, a predicted model, not a curated record